Leptopilina heterotoma is the source of this 4530-nucleotide messenger RNA. RefSeq names its product flocculation protein FLO11. The transcript has 14 exons. NCBI's taxonomy places the organism in Eukaryota, Metazoa, Arthropoda, Insecta, Hymenoptera, Figitidae. The record is from RefSeq and is a predicted model, not a curated record. The coding region runs from base 897 to 4478 and encodes 1193 amino acids.
UUUUUCUUCCAGAGAAUAUUUUUAAUCACAGGCAAAAAAGAAAAUGUUUUUUUUUGAUAAAUUUCUCAUUAUGUUUAUCAAAAGAGCCACGUUCAUGACUGGAAUAUUUUUUUGCGAUUCAUAUCUGGAAAAGAAUGGGUUUAGGAUAAAUUGCAAAGAUUCACGAUGAGAUCCUUGAGCGAAUGUGUGGGAGCUGAAGAGGGCGUGUUCCUUUCCUUGGAAAAAAAUCUAACAGUAGGUGAAGUGCACCCAUAUAAGUUAUGACUCCGAGAUGCAAAGUUCAAAAGAACUUUCUGAGAGAACGAACGAGUGAAGGGACGGGAAACAAAAGAGAAGUACAUCGCCAAGGUAAUCUACUUUAACUUCGUUUCCAGUCUAAUGCAUUGCAGAAGGAAUAUUUUCUACGUCUUCUCUUGGUUUCGUUCUCGUUGAUCCUCACCACGACCGGGUCAUUACCACCCUUUGUGUAUAUUGGGCCUCGACUUUUCAUGAAAAAUCAUAUGUCAAGGUGUUUUUUCCGCAACGCUUUUAACCCAAGUUUUCAGGUACGAGGACAAAAAGCAACGAUUUGCGGAACAGAUCAAGAAAAUAGAGCCGAUUCUUUUUUUGGUUACAACAAUAAGCUUCAGAUGCGAGAGAGAGAGAGAGAGAAAGAGAGAAAGAGAGUUUGAAGAUGCCGCACAAGAUGAGAUGAUGAUGAUGAUGAUGGGAGUGUGAUUAUGACAUGCGACAAUGAGAUUUUUUUAAAAAAGAAGAAGAAGAAGAAGAAACGAAAGAAAGGGAGAGAAAGAAAUUAAAUCUUCCUUUCUUAAAUGGACCAACGAAAAUGCGCGAGUGACAUUGUGAUGAUUUUGUGGAUUGCUACCUAAUCGGACCUGUCCAAAAGGCGCAAAAACAUGCACGAGAGGAGACAACCUUCGGGACAUCCGGAUGUUUCGACUCGCAAUCUUCUUUUCUUCAUGGUCCUGAUUUCUUCCCUUUUGGUACAAACUCAUCAGCAACUAUCACGUCCAGUUUUAGAUUCGAGGCAAUCUUGGAUACAAAUUCCAUAUUAUCCGACGAAUUCCGUUUAUGGACUGCGACAACAGCAACAGCAACAGCAACAGCAGCAGCAACAACAACAACUGGCUCCAAUUUCCGGUAACGGAGCAACAGGUUCAUCGCUAUCAGCAUUAUCAUUGUUUCGUGAGAACAAUGUCAGAGUUCCGUCGCAGCCAAAAGUAAUCAGCCAUGAAGUGAACGAUGAGGAAUAUGUCGAUGAAGAUUACGAGGGUGAUCUUGAAUCUGAACAGGAUCCCAGAAGCUCUCGAGUUCAUCACGACUAUGAGAAUCUUCCCGUGAAAGAUGUAUUAAAUCACACCGCCAAUCUACAGACCAUUAAUAAAAAUGCAAACAGUAAAAAUAAUUCCUCUCAUCAGGCAAAUCAACACGAAGAUCCCGCUUCAGCUCAAUACGACUCCUAUUAUUACUACGAUGAUUACGAAAAUGAUACACAUUCAGCCGAUGCUAGUGUCGACUAUCCCGAUCCCUCGGCAAUCGACGAGAAACUUCAAUUACCAGGAGAGGAAAAACACAGUUUACAAGAAUCAAGUAAAAACGAUUCCAAGGCCAUAAGUGUAGAAAUAAAAUCUAAAAAUGAGUCCAAACCGGAAGACGAAAAGGUGGAAAAAAGUUCUCAAUUAUCUUUGGAUACUUUCGAUUCUCAAGUUUCGAAAAAUAAUUCUUCCUCGAGUCAAAUCGGAGAGUCGAAUUUGGAGAGUUCUGAAAGAGAAUAUGACGAAGAAGACUAUUUAGAUACUGAUUCUCAUGAGAGUGAUGUUGAUGAUUCCCUACCGAAAGGACCAGAGGUCGUAACGAAAGAACCCGAAAAUGAAGAAUCAUCUUCAUCCAAAUCGAUUUUAAUUGGAGAAGCUGUCGUUUCUGUGGUGACGACAAAAAGUGUGGUGAACGGUACAUUUUCAGUGCCAGUAACCUCAUCGCCAUUGAUAACCGAGCAAAUUUCCUCACCACCAACAUCGCCGAACUCACUUCUAUCCACGACAGAAAGUUCAUCAUCACUAUCAUCGUCAUCGUCAUCGUCGUCGUCCUCAAAAUCAAUCGAAAUCACCACUGAAGAUUCAUCCCGAAUUCUCGCCUCAGUUCAAACUAGUCGCAGUAUUUCCGGCGCUCGAUUCCUUCCCUUCCCCGUCAUUGAUCGUGUCGAGCAAUUCGAUCAAAGCAAGGAGGAAGCCACCAGUAAAAAAGUCACAUCCUCCGAAUCGACCGAGAGCAUAAUUGACAAACUCGAUCGGGUUCAAUCGGAAUUAUCAAACGGUUUUCUCGCCGGCGGUUUUCGCAAUGCCGGCAAUACUCUGCAAAUGGAUGAGCCCGUGGAUGAUCAAUCAAAUCAAAAGCGCUACUCAACGAUAAAACCACCGGGUAAAUUUGUUCCCCGAAGGUACAGCGAUAAGAGAUUCUCCACUACGAGUGUCACUACUCCCACCACGACGACUUCCACAACUCCCACGACAACGACCAUCAAAUCCACCACAUCAAAGACGAGCACAUCGAGAUUCAAAUAUCAAACCACUCUCGAUGAUUUGGAGGGUUUGUUGCCGAAAAACUAUCCCAAGAGCAGUCUCAGGAGGCAAUUUCCAAAGAGCACUGCUACCACGAUUCCAGUCACCGAGGCGACAACCGCAAGAAGUACAACUCCUUCCAAGAGUGCCACAAUUCUCGAGGACAUAGGCGCCUUUUUACCACCAGGCUACAAAUCAAAGGACACCGUAACAGAAAAAACCACUCCGGAAUCAAAGAAUUCCUCACUGGCAAAUUCUCCAUCAAAAGACAAAUCAAUCAGUUCAAUUCAAGAUUUAUUUGCCAAGUCCGAAGUAGAUAUUUCAGCCUUUCUGCCGAAAAAUUUCAAGGAGCAAAAGAAUUCCACACAAGAAACGAUAAAUAAAAAACCACUUCAAGAUUUAUUCUUAAAAUCUGUCGUCAAUGUGUCGGCAUUUGUACCCAAAGAUUAUAAUAAAUCAAAAGGGCAAAAUACGACCAAGACGGAGCAAAAAUUAGUGAAUAAUAAUAAUAAUACGCUUCAAGAUCUGUUUUCAAAAUCAGAAGUGGACAUUACUGCUUUCUUGCCAAAAGACUUUAAUAAAAAAACUAAUGGUACUGAUAAAGUUGGAGAUGAAAAGACUGUAAAUUCUAAUGCCACGCCAAUUGCGACGACAAUGAAGACUGGGGGAAUUAAACUAGUCUUUCCAAGUAGACCUGGGGGACGGAAACCAAGUGCCAAAAUAACGACACCUCAGACACCAAGAGGCGAGGGUCCAGCUGCUGCGCAGCCCAAGAUUCAGAAAGGCUGGCCCACUAGAGCAACGACUGAAUUCACUGGAUGGCCAACGUCAUCAACGACUCCAAUUUCCAUUGAGAAAUUGUUGGAGGCCGCACGCACUGCAACUGCUUCAUCUCUCAAUAUAUCUCAGUUUCCCACAAUAAGCGAAGUCUCGAGUACUUCGACGACAACCACAACAACAACAACAACAACAACGACACCAAAACCAACGACCCCGGGUAUUUGCGACGAUGAGUGUGAGGUUGCGGGUACAAUUCGUAUAAUUGACAAUGCCACUUGGGUUCCCGAGUUGCUUGAUCGAAAUACACGAGAAUGGCAGGAUCUUGCAAACAAGGUCGAACGAGAGAUGAAUUUCGUUUUUGCAAAGUCUGCCGUUUUCAAAAAAUGGUUCAAGAAUAUAAGAAUCGAUGCAUUCAGCCCAGGAAGUAUUCUCGUCGAUUAUUUUGUGGAAUUGAAUAAUCUUCACGAAGGUGUUAAUACUCAACAAUUAAAAGUGAUAUUCCAUGAUUCAUUGAGAACCUAUAAUAAUCGAUUUAACGAAACAAAAACGAAGGGUCCAUUGAAAAUGGGAAUAUUUACCAUUGAUCCCAAGUUUACUGACUUUGUUGUGAUACCGAGGAUAAUGACUCCACAUUCAUCGGAACACGAAGAGAAAUUAAUUCCUCAAUGGGCAAUCGCUGUCAUAAUCAUUGGAAUCGGUGGAUUACUCUUCAUCAUCGUUUUUGGAGUCUCUGUGUUGGCAAAUCGACACAGUGCGCCAAAAUUAAAGCCCCCAGUGAUGGCGAUAUUCGAUGAGGAGGCAACGAAAAAUGUAAUUCAGGCGUCUCACGCUCCACCGAUGCAAAGAUCGAGCGAUUAUCACAAAGCGGACAUUCACACAAUGUGGAAUGACCCGAGCACUGCUUGGAAUGAUAAAUCCUUCGAGUCAAAUUCAAACAAGAUUUUAGUUGACGGAUCCAUGAUGGAGAAUAAAAAAUACAAUAUGUACGAUAGUUGGCGAUCUGAAUGGAAUGGAUAUUAUUAUAAUCCAUCACAUUCGAGCAGUAAAUACGGAGGAUACGACAGCAGCAUUAAUUUAUCUCGUCACCAUCAUAAUCAUCAUCAUAAUCAUCAUCAUCCGGACUAUGACACAAAUUUUUAACAAAAAGAAAAGAAAAAAUUUGACUCAAAUAAAGAAAACUUUGCAAAAAGUU